This is a messenger RNA of Meloidogyne enterolobii, 736 nucleotides long. The record is from the annotation of a GenBank genome assembly. NCBI's taxonomy places the organism in Eukaryota, Metazoa, Nematoda, Chromadorea, Rhabditida, Meloidogynidae.
AAAUUUACAAAACUAAUUUUUAAGUUCAAUUUUAAUCACCUACAAAAGCACACCAAUAAAACUCAAAAAAUGAUAGAAUUAAAUAUUGAAGGAAUUAAAUUCACAAUAGAAACAAAAGAAGCUUUAUACAAACACGCAACAAAUAAUUUUAUAAAAGGAUUGCCGGACAUUAAAAAUAAUAUUAAAUUUAACAAUGCUUUAAUUAUUUUAAAUCGUUGGGCGAAAAAUAAUUUUAAAAAUCAAGAACGUUUCGAAUUUUUAGACGAAUAUUCAAUUUCUGUAAUGCUAACAAAAAUAAAUAUUUUAUAUCCAAAUGUGUCUUUAAUUGAAUUAAUUGAACGUUUCUUUUUGACUUAUUUGACAUGGUUGGAAAUUAUUUUUUAAACCGAUUUUUAACCGAAUUUCACAAAAUAUUUUAGUCUUCAAAAUAGUAAAAACUCAAACGAGUUGUCAUUUAUCAAAAAUAUUCCUUAAAAUAUUGUUCAUGAUGCUAAACCACAAAAAUAGUGACCCAAAAAUCUGAAAUUAUUCAAAGGAUGGGAGGAGUAUCCAUGAAUCUUAAGGAUGUUCCUCAAAAGUUCGUGGGAAUGUCUGUGUAUCGGGUUCAGAGCUGUCCAUAAUUGCAGAUUGCGGCUGGGAAAUUUUUUUUCACUUGCGGAAAUCCCUAAUCGGGUUAUUAAUUUAUUUGUAAGCGGGGCUAAAUGCGAAAAAGUUUGUAUCGAUAAUGGAUAGUCUU